AUGCGGAUUCGCCACAUCGAGGUGAGGGAGAGAUUCGUCGGGCCCCUGUGGCAUUGUAUCGCGCCCAAGCCGAGGCAGGAUGUCGUCUCCCGAGACGUAGGCUACACGCUCAACGACACUCGUUUGGGCCUAAAUGCAUCCUUCAAAGAGGCAGUCAAGAAAGUCAAUUUCACGAGCGCGGAUCCGAGGCCAUUUGUCUUGACGCCCGCCAAGUUCACCGAGUCAUCUUCCGCGCUGACGGCACUCGCUGCAACAGCUGCCAAUGUCAUCGCAUCAGAGCGCUAUCACAUCGACUACCAGGAUGUCGAAGUCAACACCGACCUUGCAACACUAUUCCUGGGCUCGAUACUGCUGCCGAUGGUUGGCGGCAAGUCCUUCAUGCAGCAUGAACAGCUUGGAAAGGAGUUGGCUGCCAUGGACAUCCACGACAGCUCAACGCAAAUCCAUCGGUAUGCAACAAAUGUGUACAAGACCAAGGAUGCUAGAUGGUAUCAUCUCCACGGAUCCAUGAAUGCCAAACCAGCGAUGGCCAUGCUCGGAAUCGAGGAAUACGACGUUACGGCGGAUGAAGCUUUCAUGAUUUACUCUGAAAAGGUCGCGCAGUGGGAUUCUCAAGAGAUUGAGCGGGUGGCGAACGACCAAUACCGUCAAGCUGGCGUUGUCUGCUUCACUCCAGAAGAGUUCCACGCCAGCGAGCAAGGCAGAGCCAUGGCCGAAAAGCCGCUGUGGUCAGUGACACCGGUCCCCGCACCUCGCAAGACCUGGCCUCGUCCCGAGGGCGACAAAGACCUCAAACCACUUGCCGGGAUCAAAGUCCUGGACUUGUCCCGAGUCAUAGCCGCGCCAGCGGUCUCGAAAAUCCUGGCCGUUCUCGGCGCCGAGGUCCUACGUGUGUCCUGCGACGCGUUGCCGGAGUACGCAGCUACCAUGGUCGAUUUGCAAACCGGCAAGAGGGACACAAACCUGAACCUGAAGACGGAUGACGGCAGAACCAAGCUCAGGGAACUGGUCAAGGAUGCAGACUUACUUGUCGAUGGAUUCCGGCCAACGGCACUCGCGAAACUUGGUUUCAGCACCGAGGUGCUGAGGGCGCUGAACCCAAGCUUGAUCUAUAUGCGGGAGAAUUGCUACGUAUUUGACGGCCCCCUGGCCGGACUGUCAGGAUGUCAGCAGAUCAGUGACUGCUUGGUAGGCCUCGCACAUAUGCAAGGGAAGUUCCUCGGGCUGGAUGAACCGGUUGUCCCACUCCUGCCAAACUCUGAUUAUCAGACUGGGCUCGUUGGUGCUGUCGCUGCAAUGCAAGCACUGCAUGCCAGGACAACGGAGGACAAGACCUUUGACAUUGACAUCAGCCUGACCCAGUACAACAUCUGGCUUACUCGUCUCGGGUUCUAUUCUGCGCAACAACAGCAGGAGCUCAGGGCAGGGGAUCCCUCGUUUGGUCCCCGUCACUUCGAUGACAUGGCCGUCUUAGUGCAAAAGAGUUUUGGGUCAUUCCAGAAAGUGCGCCCUGACCUGUUCACUCGGCCAGACUUCUUUUGGCCCAUGAGCGGGGCUGAGUAUGGCUUGAAGGAAGACAUUCAUGUGUUAGCACCUGCAUUCGAGUUUUCGUCGUCCAAGUUCGAAUGGUCGACUCCGUCAGGGAGGCGGGGACGUUCGGCGCCCCAUUGGUUGGACCACGAAUCGGUGUCUCGUCUAUAA
This is a messenger RNA of Verticillium dahliae VdLs.17, 1701 nucleotides long. RefSeq lists its product as uncharacterized. The record is from RefSeq and is a predicted model, not a curated record. The transcript has 2 exons. NCBI's taxonomy places the organism in Eukaryota, Fungi, Ascomycota, Sordariomycetes, Glomerellales, Plectosphaerellaceae. Gene Ontology annotation, molecular function: catalytic activity. Bases 1 to 1701 code for a protein of 566 amino acids.